ACGAAAUGUCUACCAGUUGAUCCUGCUGCUCAAUAUGGUCCGAAUCUGCGAAAUAUUUGCAAAAUAAAGUGCAGCGUAAUUUCCGGUUUACAAAGGUGAAAGUAAAUAUUGACAAAAUCGCCGUGUAAUAAAACUGACAGCAAGAUGAAUCAGGCAAAAGUAGACAUCCAGAACAUUCCAAUCGACAUCCACGCUAAUAAGCUCUGCGACUGGUUGAUAAGUAGACACCACUGUACGAAAGAUUGGCCGGAAAAAAUUGCCUUAGUGCGUCAAAAGAUUAAUGCAGCGAUUAAGGAUAUGCCAGAGAAUGCUACGAUUGGUAAAAUAUUGGUGGGUGCUAAUCCACUCAAUUACUUUCACUGCGUCAAAAUUGUUGCUGUUUUAAAAGAAACAGAGGCCGACACAAAAAACAUAUUUGGAAUGUACGGAUCGCAACGGAUGAAAGAUUGGCAAGAUAUUUUGAAAUCGUAUCAAAAGGAUAACUUGUACAUGAGUGAGGGAGCAUCCAUUCUAUCGAGGAAUGUUACAUAUGAAAUCCCUGCGCUGAAGCGGAUAGUUACAAAGGGGGACCAGUUACAGGUCGAGUGUCAAAAGAAGGACGCGUCUUGUCGUAAACAGGCGCAAGAAUAUAGGGAAAAGUUUGUCCAUACUUGCACCCAGUUGGGGUUGCAUUUUGAAAAUUUCGAUGCCAAGAAUCCAAAACAGAGAAAACCUCCUUCUGCAGCCUUUGUAGGAAAUCAGUUGGUGAAGUUGAUGAAUGACGAAUUGCCAGAUAUUUUCAAAAGAAUAACAAAAAAAUCCGAGGAUUUGAAAGGUGCAGCCAACUUUUAUAUUCGAUUUCUUAAAUCUACAAUUGGUCUGAGUCCCGAGCAAGAGAAGGAUUGCUGCUCCAUACUUCGAACGGUUGUGGAAAAAGGAAAUGUCACAACGUACGAGUUCAAGCACGGAGAACAACCUCUGAAAAUAGAAUAUCCUUCAGUCAACUUUGUCUUUGACGAAGUAGAUGAUGAUGGCGAGGCAGGUGCGCAGUUAGAUUUGGACUUGGAUGGGGGAGCUAUCGAUUUCGACGGGUUGGACUUAUCUGUAGGGGGCGAAGAGUUAGAAACUGGUGAAAUCGACUGGGGUGGCAUUACCACGGAGGACGACGCUGGUUCAACUGACCAAAUAGAUUUUUCUAUCGACUUGGUUGAAACGGCAGGGAUAGUUUUAGAGGAGGAUGGACUCGAAGGUGGUACUGCACGAGGUGAGGAUGCCUUGUCAAUUCUGGAGAAUCCAGAAACUAGAAAUUUCUUCAUUGAUGAAUUAGUAGAGAUAGAAGGCUUCCUGGGGCAAAGGUUGGAAGAAAUCAGGAACGAAAAUCCAAACGAGGUCAUGCUAAGUGCACAACGAGAGUCUAUGAGUGCUGAAGAAGUUGGGAAGUAUCUGACCCACACGACCCAAGUUUUGGCAAUGUUUAAUGAAACGAAAAUAAAGCAGUUGCUCCUUGUUCGUGAAUCUAAAAGGUACAUUGUUCGACUUUCUGACUCUUUGUUACAAAACUUGACCCUUGCGACAAAGUUAGACUACGCUGCUGAAGCUGCACUUACAAAGUGUGCUCAACUCGCUACAGAGGUUGAGCAAGUGAAACCCAAAAUUCAAAGUUUGACAAAGCAGACAAGAGAGCUGCAAAAUGAACUGGCCAAAGAAAUUUCCCUCAAGUAUAACAAUCGGCAAGUUUAUAUAACGGGAGGUGUUUAAACAUUUAAUAAGUCUUCCUAGCGGUAACAUGUAAAUAAUGUACGUAUGCAUAAGACGCAAAGAUAUUAAUGAUGAUUCAUAGGUUAAUAAGUUGACUCCAAUUUUUCAUGCCUUUCUAUUAUGAUCCAACAAUCAAAUUCUAUUUUACUAAAGCCAAAUCUAUUUUCUUGUAAAUCAAAUCACGGUGCUUGUAAGUAUGUAGAUGGUUUAAAUUAAUUCCCAACAAUUGAUAUAAGUAUGUCCAAUAAAUGGUCACAAUAAUAUUUAUUAAA
This is a messenger RNA of Folsomia candida, 2009 nucleotides long. RefSeq names its product CDK5 regulatory subunit-associated protein 3. Gene Ontology annotation, cellular component: endomembrane system. Lineage: Eukaryota; Metazoa; Arthropoda; Collembola; Entomobryomorpha; Isotomidae. The coding region runs from base 145 to 1737 and encodes 530 amino acids. Gene Ontology annotation, biological process: regulation of cyclin-dependent protein serine/threonine kinase activity; regulation of mitotic cell cycle. The record is from RefSeq and is a predicted model, not a curated record. The transcript is spliced from 7 exons.